AUGGCCGAGCAAGAGCAAGAUAUGGAAAGAGUCAAUGAAGAGCUUACAGAUCUGCGUAAGAAUAUAGGUCAAAUCAUGGAGAUGUUGCAAGUAAUACGUGCAAAGAUGGAUACUCAACCCACAAUUGUUUCUGCGAUCGUCAAUCCGGUGAUUAAUCCUCAGCCAACAAUUACUACUCCAGCAACUUGGCCUCUCUUUGGUCCUCCUCAUGGUUUUGUGCCUCCUACUCAAGGACACUUCACUCAAUACACAGUUCCACUAACUACUGAAGUUAAUCAAGUGAUUCCCACUUUUGCACCCACUGCCAUGCACACUCGAGUUCAACCGUGCUUCGAUGGUCAUCAACAAGUGUAUGAUAUACCAUAUAUGUCUGAAGAAGGUGAUGAAAGACAUGAAAAUCUGAGAGAAAACGUUGAAACUAUUGAGAAAAGGCUGAGAGCAAUGGAAGGUGAUCAGAUCUUUGGUGUUGCUGCCAGAGAAAUGUGCCUUGUAUCUAGACUGGUGAUCCCCGCAAAAUUCAAGACACCCAACCUUGAUCAAUAUGAAGGAGCUACUUAUCCCAAAAGUCAUCUCAUCAUGUACUAUAGAAAGAUGGCAACUCAUGUGGACAAUUACAAACUCAUGAUCCAUUGUUUCCAAGACAGUUUGAAAGGUUCCUCUUCCAAAUGGUACUUAACCCUUGAUCAAACUCGCAUCCGUUGUUUCCAAGAUUUGUGUGAUGCUUUCAUCAAACAAUACAAGUACAAUAUGGAUCUAGCUCCUGAUAGAAGGCAAUUGUUGAGCAUGUCCCAAAAAGAUUCUGAAUCCUUUAAAGAAUAUGCACAAAGGUGGAGAGAGACUGCAUCUCAAGUGGAACCUCCAUUAACUGAAAAAGAAUUGGCAGAUUGGUUCGUCGACACACUAGUAAUUCCAACAAUAACAACAAUACCAAGAAAUUCUCUAGUAGUUUCCAUAAGAAAAAAGGAAGGAGAAACAAAUGCAGUGAUGGGUAGUAGAAGAAAAAAGCAACAAUAUUUUGCUCAACAACAGUAUGUUCAACAACCACAAUUUGCUCAGCAGCCGUAUGUAGCAGCCAUUACACCAACUUUCAAUCAACAAGUCCCAGUGUAUCAGUCGACUCAAGCAGUUCUGAUCUUUCAAACACCCAACAUUCCAACUUAUCAACAAGCACCCAACGCUCCAGCUUAUCAACAAAGGACUCCAUCUCCAUGCCAAAAUGCUCCAUUUCAAAAUAGAAGACAAGGUGGAAAACCUCUGAUUCCUCCGAUUCCUAUGUCUUACACUGAAUUAUAUCUGACAUUGUUGAAGAAAGGGUUAGUUGUUCCAAGACCUUUGGGUCCUCCACCAGAUCCUCUCCCACCAUAUUACAAUCCCAAUGCACAUUGUUUGUUCCAUGAAGGCGCCCCAGGGCAUGAUUUGGAAGGCUGUUAUGCCUUAAAACAUAUUGUGAGGGAAUUGAUUGAGAAAAAGAUUCUUUCAUUUGGGGAUACCAGUCCGAAUGUAAAAAAUAAUCCUUUGCCCGCUCAUGGGUCUGUGAAUGCUAUUGAUGAUGAGCCUGAUGAAGGUCCGAUUCUUGAUGCAACCAAAAUCAAGACUCCGCUUAGAGAUUUUCAUGCAAAGUUAGUAGAGGCAGGUUUAUUGAAAAAUUGCCAUAAGAGUUGUGAAGAAUGUACUAUUGGUCCUAAAGGAUGUGAAAUGGUCCGAAAGGAUAUUCAAGAAUUGAUUAACCAAGGUAUGUUGCAAGUAAGCAGUCGUAUGAAAAAGAAUGAGGUAGCAGUGAUUGAACCCAUCUUUAAUCUACUUGAGUUAAGUACUACAACACCAAUCUUCAAUAUUCCAGAGCCAAUAUUCAACAUUCCAGAUUCUACUAUUGUUCAGUCAAUUUUCAACAUUCCAGAAUCAGUUGAACCAAUCUUCAAUAUGCCUAAUACAGUGGUUGUCCAAAGGCCUGGCUCUUUUCCUUUUGAGAAUACUAAAGCAGUUCCUUAG
Molecule: messenger RNA, 1989 nt
Organism: Lathyrus oleraceus (garden pea)
Lineage: Eukaryota; Viridiplantae; Streptophyta; Magnoliopsida; Fabales; Fabaceae
Exons: 2
Coding region: 1-1989 (662 amino acids)
Source: RefSeq, a predicted model, not a curated record